CCGGCCCCGCCCCCGGCGGCGCGGGUCGCAGCGGGCGGAAGCGCGCGGGGCGUCGCGGCGCGGGAUGGACCCGCCGGCCAAGGAGGGGUCGCUCCUCGUGCAGCACAGCCACAAGUUCGGCACCAAGAGGUGGAAGCGGAGCUGGUUCGUGCUGUACCCGGCCAGCCAGCACGGCGUCGCCCGCCUGGAGUUCUUCGACUGCAAGGAGCCGGCGGCACCGCCCGAGCGGCUGGGCACCAAGCGCCUGGACAAGACGGUGGUGCGGCUGGCUGACUGCAUCAGCGUGGCCCCCGUGGCCGAGAGCGGCCCCCGGGCCGGCACGUCCGUCUUCCGCCUGGAGACGAGCGACAGGAGCUACCUCUUCGCGGCCGACAAGCAGCAGAGCGAGGAGUGGGUGGCGAAGCUGUGCGAGAUCGCCUUCCCGGGAAACGGCCCCAGCGAUGCUGGUGUGGCGGCACGGCGUGGCAGAGAGGGCAGCGGGCAGGCGCCGACCCUGGAGAUGGCCGUGAACUCCAUCUACUACUCGAGAGACGAAGUGAAUGCCUUCUGGGUGACGGUGCAGCGGACUGAGGCCGCGGAGCGAUGCGAGCUGCAUGGUGCCUACGUGCUCAAGGCUGAGCGUGACAGCCUCGUCCUGAAGGACCCACGGACAAAUGAGAUCCUCUAUGUCUGGCCCUACCGGCUGCUCCGGAGAUACGGCCGGGACAAGGUGAUGUUCUCCUUUGAAGCUGGCAGGCGCUGUGACUCUGGCCCAGGGAACUUCACCUUUGAGACCAAGCAGGGCAACGAGAUUUUCCGCCUGGUGGAAGCCUCUAUCCGGGAGCAGAAAGCGCAGGUGGAGGAGAACCGGCAAAGCUGUGGCUCGCUGGAUUCGGAUAGCCCCAGCGUGGUGCUGAUCCGCCAGGCCCUGGCCGACUCCCUGACCCUGGAGCUGCCGGCAGAGGGGGAUGACACCCUGGCACCCAAAGCGGUGCUGACGCCCAGGCCCAGUGUGGCGGCAGAGGAGAGAGAUGCCACGUCUCUGCUGAAGACCCGGACUCUGCCAGAGCUCCCUGUGCCACAGGCCAAGCCCGUGGUCCCAAGCACACCCCCGCUGCCGAAGGUGCCCUGCGCCGUGCUGCCGGCUGAGGACCCGUCCAGCGUGUACUCGGAGCCCCUGGACUCGGUGAAGGGCUUCCGGCCCUGGCUGGACCCUCUGUACUCGGACCCCAUAGACAGCAAGCCCGUGAGCGGGGCCAAGGCGCCCAGCGGUGCCUCGGAUGAGACGAAGCCCCGGCUGCCUGCGCCGCUGUACUUGUGCACGUACGAACAGGUCCGGGCUGACGGACGCAGCCAGGCCCCCGCGGUGCCUGGGCGGAGGGAGCACAUCUAUGAUGAGCCCGAGGGUCGUGCUCCCCGCUCGCUGCCCCCCCCCCCUUACAUCUACGAUGAAGCGCGGCCCACGGGCGAGGCCUGGCGCACCCAGGGCCACGAUGGCAGGGGCGGCUACGAGUAUCCCUACAACCCCAGCACUGAUGACUACUCGGUACCUGCCUUCCAGGCCAAGGCCAAGGGCCCCAAGCCGGUGCCUGCCCCCAAGCCCCAGGCGGCCUUUAUCCCUAAAGGUGCCGAGAGGAGCGGGGAUCCUGGCAGGCGGCGGGGGAACGCUGCUCCUGAGAAGGCAGUCGUCAAACCCAGCCUCAACAGCAGCAACAACAACAAUGUGGAGGUGCUGUACAGCCAGGUGGUGAAGCCCCAGCACGUGCAGAAGAAGGAGCAGUCUGUGGAUGAGUGCAGCUUGUCGCCUGUCUACGAGGACUUAGGAGAGAUAUAGCGUGGUGCUGCUGCUCUGUACCUGCCCGGGAGGGACUGGGGGGCCCAGGCCUGUUCGUGAGCAGUGCCAGCUGCUGUCCCCCACGGGUCCUGGGGGUGUCUUGGGGCCGGGGCUUGUUCUGGCUCAGGCAGAGCCCCACUUGCUCGCCAGUGCUGAGGGGCUGCGUUUCCCCGGAGGCCCUUUCCACAGCAAGAGCAAGAGACCUGUGGCUGGUGCAGGUGCCAGCAUGCUUUUCUGGCUCUGGAGCUGGCUCUGCUGCCACCUCCUGAUCCGCAGGAGGGCUGGCUGUGUUGCCGUGUGCCCUCUGCUCUGUCUUCCUCUCUGACCAGGCUGCAGGGCUUCGAUGCCCGUUGCAGUGCAUGGAAGACUGCUUGCUAUCAGUCUCCAAAAGUAUUUUUAUACAAAGUUAUUUUAAUAUUAAAAUCUGUAUGUCUCAGAAUGAAA
Messenger RNA from Harpia harpyja (harpy eagle), 2257 nucleotides. RefSeq names its product docking protein 1 (gene DOK1). Lineage: Eukaryota; Metazoa; Chordata; Aves; Accipitriformes; Accipitridae. The record is from RefSeq and is a predicted model, not a curated record. Gene Ontology annotation, cellular component: cytoplasm. Gene Ontology annotation, biological process: cell surface receptor protein tyrosine kinase signaling pathway; positive regulation of MAPK cascade.